Messenger RNA from Protopolystoma xenopodis, 798 nucleotides. The record is from the annotation of a GenBank genome assembly. Lineage: Eukaryota; Metazoa; Platyhelminthes; Monogenea; Polystomatidea; Polystomatidae.
AUGAAGGCUAAGCUACUUCCCUGUGAACUGGUAGAAAGCCAGAUGGGGGCAGCCGGCAACUUUGUGGUUUGGCCGAGACAAGCCGGCCAACUAGGAGUGGGUAGCCUGUGUCCCAUUGGCGGAGAGAGGGGACAGCAGACUGGGGCUACAAGGUGGGCUGAGUCUCAAAACUCCAAACGAUCAGCUCCAAAGACGGCCAAUGAAAAAAAGUUGCCCACUCCGAAGGGUGUACAUCGUAAAACGACUGAUCGGGCUCUCAACGAUUCAGCCGAUGGUGGCUUCUUCCUGCUGCCCAUGCCGACCUCGAAUCCAAGCACUAUCGAGGCUACUCAAGGUCCAGCAAAACGCCUGCUUUGUCCCGACAGCAACUUAUUGAUUCGGCCCAAGCCUAGAAGCUGUCGUCGUGGCCUACUCGCUCAUGCCACGGUUGUCGGCCGAUUAGCGCCAUGUGGAGACCGACUUUCAGGCAGGGCCCAUGAAGAUGAGCCUGAAGCCUCGUCGAAGUCGUCUCGAAGUGCUUCAUCUUGUCAGAAAUGGAGUGACAUUGCUUGGUCGCAACUUGACCCUUGUGAGAAGUUCAGGGUUGCUUUUCCGCUGUUUCAUGACUUUUUUGGCACCACCUCCAUUUUAGCCGGCUACCUGCAAGCAUUAUACAUCUGCAAAUUUUACACAGAUUGUCUCUCGCCUAUUGUAAGAACGCGAGCUCUCUCCUACGAUUCUGUUUAUCAACAGAGUCCCAUGCCUGAAUGGCGACUCAUACCGCUGCAGCAAAGCAAGCAUACUUUCAGGCAUGACUAA